Hevea brasiliensis (rubber tree) is the source of this 1266-nucleotide messenger RNA. Its product is annotated as RING-H2 finger protein ATL5. The transcript has a single exon. The coding region runs from base 386 to 1024 and encodes 212 amino acids. Gene Ontology annotation, biological process: protein ubiquitination. The record is from RefSeq and is a predicted model, not a curated record. Lineage: Eukaryota; Viridiplantae; Streptophyta; Magnoliopsida; Malpighiales; Euphorbiaceae.
UGUUUUCUGCACAUAAGGGAGACAGAACACUGGAAAGCCGGUAAAAGUUCCCAUCGAACAUUGAAUGGGAGUUUGAUGUGCCUGUAGAGUGUGUAGUGUAGAUAAUUCACUCAGCUUUCCAUUAAGGAUUUAGGUGAUUAACCUUUAAAUCUCUCACUCAAUGGACUCAAUGCACUCGCUACGUCCAUAAUAUACAUAUAAAAACAGAAUUAUAAAAAUCCCGCCACAUUCUCAAAAAUAAGUAGAGCCCAAAAACCAGAACGGAUCCCUCAUCCAACCCUGCACGUAGGAACCUUCCUCUCCCCUUUCCUCCCCUGCAACUUGCAACCCCAAUAAAACCCCACCUCUAAUUCACUCCUCUUGUGCUUUCUCACCUCUUUUUCUAAUGGAAAACAUCGAUGGAAUCUCCAAACAAGUCUCCAAUAACAGCAGCUACGCUUAUAAUGGGAAGAUCAUACUUUGUUCAGGGAUCAUCCUCUUCACAGUCAUCGUCAUCAUGGUUUUUUUCCAUAGUUAUGCUCGUUGGAUCUUCAAACGCCGCCAGCGCCGUCGCCACCUUCUUUCUCCCUCCAUCACCCCUUCCACUCCCGGUGUUGCCGACCGAGCGCUUGACCCAUCUGUUUUGGAAACUCUUCCUACUUUGGUUUACAGUUCGAAAACGCAGGACUCAGUGCUCGAAUGCGCCGUUUGCUUAUCCGAAUUCCAAGAUGGUGAGAAGGGGCGAGUGUUGCCCAAUUGUAAGCACACUUUUCAUGUUUGCUGUAUCGAUAUUUGGUUUCACUCUCACUCCAACUGUCCGCUCUGUAGAGCGCCAGUUCAAUCAUACAAAGUUCCCGAAACAUGUACCGAAACAGUGGUACCAGUGGUUGAAGAGGCCAGUUUACAGCUUGAAUCGAGGCAGAACAAAGAAGAUGAUGGGGGUUGCUCUGCUUCUUCGUCGCCGGCGAGUUUAUCCCGGAAGUCAUCAGACCUGGCGGGUAUAUUUGUGGUCGUGGAGGUACCCACGGCCACAGCCCACAGGUGAUGAAAGGCUUAAGGGUUUGGUGGGCAUGGGCCUUGGUUCCCAGGUGGAUCCGGUUCCUGCUUUCUAAGUAAAAACCUGGUUUGUUGUUCUGGGCCUUUUUGAGUCAGAGUUACAUCUUGUGGGCCUAUUCUUCAAUUGCCAUGGCCAUCCCACAAGAAAUUGGGCUGGCCACCCGCAAUAGCUCAUUGAGCCGAGCUGUUACUUUCCAAUUUUGUAAAUAACAAUUUCUAUAGUUGAUCGAA